Molecule: messenger RNA, 860 nt
Organism: Brachypodium distachyon (stiff brome)
Lineage: Eukaryota; Viridiplantae; Streptophyta; Magnoliopsida; Poales; Poaceae
Exons: 4
Coding region: 303-653 (116 amino acids)
Source: RefSeq, a predicted model, not a curated record
AAGAGGAUGAAGAGAAAAAGGCCAAUCCUGCUCGGAAGAAGAAGAAGAAGAAGAAGGCCAGCGGGGAAGAAGACGGUGCUGGCUCUGGGAAGAAGGUCAAGGUGGAGGAGGUACUGGAGGAAGAAGACAAGCUGCCAAACGAGCUAGCUGUGGAAACACUGGAUACUGAGCUGCCGAAGGAGCCAGCUGUGGAAACACUGAAUACUGAUGCUGUGGCGAGAGAGAACAACUCAAACUCAGGCAAUGGCGUUGACGGCGAGCCUCACGUUGCUCCGGGAUUACAUGUAUGGCUUACACAUAUCAUGUCGAGGCCAGAAUCAGAUUUCAAGAAUAGGUUGAUGCACGUUCUUGGCAAACCAUUUAGCCAGGAAGAAUAUGAUAAGCUGGUUGGCUGGGCUACUAUUCGCACUCCGACAAUGAAGGAACGGUGGACACUCCAAGGUGUGAAGUUCUACCUCUCUGCUCAUGAAGUGAACAAAUCAUAUUUUGAUCGUUACCCAGAUCUCGAGGAACAAGUAAAAAGCACCAGCUAUCCCAAUCAAUUAGCUCUGUUACGUGGUUUUUCCUUCUGGUUGAAGAAUUUAUCUCAUGAAGACCAAUUCAGGCCAUGGAGGGAUGAUUUCCUGCAGUACAACGUUGUUCCUAUCGAAUGAUGUCUCAGUAGUCAUGUCUCUAGGAAAAAAAAAGGCUGAAUUGUUUAUGGACGGGACUAUAUCCUUAGUUUCUUCACCUUCUCUUCGAAUAGAUGGUUUAGGGGAGACAAAGUGGUGUCGUUAGAGAAUAUUAUUGUACUGUAUCUGUGCAAUCUUAAUUCUGGAAUGCUCUUUCCCAUGGAAGAACUGUCGUGUAGACAUUGCUCA